Messenger RNA from Chaetura pelagica (chimney swift), 2928 nucleotides. RefSeq names its product polo-like kinase 4 (gene PLK4). The record is from RefSeq and is a predicted model, not a curated record. The transcript has 17 exons. Gene Ontology annotation, molecular function: protein kinase activity; protein binding; ATP binding. Gene Ontology annotation, biological process: protein phosphorylation. NCBI's taxonomy places the organism in Eukaryota, Metazoa, Chordata, Aves, Apodiformes, Apodidae.
AUGCCGCAGGGGGCUCUGAGCGGCCCCGCCGCCCACCGCGCCCCGCCGAGCUCCAUCCAGGAUUUCAAGGUGGGGAACCUCCUGGGGAAGGGCUCCUUCGCAGGAGUCUACAGAGCAGUAUCGCUGAAAACGGGUCUGGAAGUGGCUAUCAAAAUGAUAGAUAAAAAAGCCAUGCACAAAGUUGGAAUGGUCCAGAGGGUCCAAAAUGAGGUGAAAAUACAUUGUCAGCUAAAGCAUCCAUCUAUACUUGAGCUUUAUAACUAUUUUGAAGAUAGCAACUAUGUAUACUUGAUACUUGAGAUGUGUCACAAUGGUGAAAUGAGCAGAUACCUAAAGAACAAGAAGAAACCCUUUUCAGAAGAUGAAGCUCGACACUUCUUGCACCAAAUUAUCACGGGUAUGCUGUAUCUGCAUUCUCAUGGAAUCCUGCACCGGGACCUCACCCUUUCUAAUAUCUUGCUCACCAAUAAUAUGAAUGUCAAGAUUGCUGACUUUGGACUAGCAACUCAGCUGAAAAUGCCUCAUGAAAAGCAUUAUACCAUGUGUGGAACUCCAAAUUACAUUUCUCCAGAGAUAGCCACAAGGAGUCCACAUGGACUUGAAUCUGAUGUGUGGUCUUUGGGCUGUAUGUUUUACACUCUUCUUAUUGGAAAGCCACCUUUUGACACUGACACAGUCAAGAACACACUGAACAAAGUAGUGUUAGCAGACUAUGAAAUGCCAGCCUUCUUAUCAAGGGAGGCACAAGACCUUAUACAUAGGUUACUUCGCAAAAAUCCAGCAGAUCGCUUGAGUCUUUCCUCAGUGUUGGAUCAUCCUUUUAUGUUGAGGUGUAGCUCUGCACGGAGCAAAGAUUCGGGAACUUCAGAAGAUUCGAUGGACAGUGGAAAUGCUACCAUCUCUACAACUUUCACAGGCUCUUCCAGCAUCAGCACCAGCAGUUGCUUGAAGGAAAAGAAGAAGCUGUUAGUUGGGCAGCCACUCCCAAAUAAAAUUACCUUUUUUCCUAAAACCAAGAAUUCCAGCAAUCCUUCAUCGGUAGAUGGAAGCGGUUCUUUUCAUCAGUGGGGAAUUGAGGGAAAAGAAAUGGGUGUAACUGGCAGGGGAAGAGCCAUGCAGCUUGCUGAAGAGAGACCACAUUCACGCUACCUCCGGAGGGCCCACUCUUCAGAUAGGUCUGGCACAUCCCAUAGUCACACUCAAGGCAUAUCGAAUAUUAUUGAGAGAUGUCACUCUGUGGAACUGCUUUCCAAGCCUAAAGCAGGAACAAGGGAAAGUACACCUGCAAACAGCUAUACUGAUAUAGGAGAAAUAUUUAAGGAGAAGACUUCCAGUGGUUCUGGUUCUUUUGAAGGGCCAAUAUCUCCACCUGUAAAAGAUCAACCACACUCAAAUUAUCUCUGCCCAAUGAAGCCCCAGGUCGGAUUAUUAGAGCAAAAGUCUCAGGCUGAGACAAUGCAGCAGUGGCUUGGAAGCAUGCAAACAAAUGGUAAAAAGAGGAAAACACAAUUCUGUAAUGUGUCAUAACAACGCAGUUUUAGAUACCAUCUGGAUGUGCAGCAAGAUGCAUCCAAAAAUGCGUGGAAUACCUUAAAAGAUAUGAGGAAUCCUGAUGCAUCCAUUGACUGUCCACAUUCUUUAAACCAGAGAAACACAAAUAAAUGUGUCCCUGGAGUUCUCUGCAAAUCUGAUGAAAUUCAACCAUUGUCUUCUGCGUGUGGCCUUUGGUCAACUUCAGAACAAAACCAAACGUGGGGGAAAGAACCAGCACGUCAGAAACCUACACUGCGAAGUAUAGUAUCACCUCUCAGUGCUCACAGGCUAAAACCCAUCAGGCAAAAAACAAAAAAUGCAGUGGUGAGCAUUCUAGAUACUGGGGAAGUGUGUAUGGAGUUUCUAAAAGAUCACCAUUCACAAGAACUUGUGAAAGAAGUUCUCAGAAUAUCUUGUGAUGGAAAUAUGAUUGCAGUUUAUCAUCCAAAUGAAGGAAGAGGUUUCCUUCUUGAUGACAGGCCUCCUGUUCCUCCUGAAGACAUCUGUAUGUAUAAUUUUGACAACUUGCCAGAAAAGUACUGGAAAAAAUACCAGUAUGCAGCCAAGUUUGUGCAGUUGGUGAGAACAAAAACCCCAAAAGUUACAUUCUACACAAGAUAUGCCAAGUGCAUGUUGAUGGAAAAUUCACCCACUGCAGACCUUGAAGUUUGUUUUUAUGAUGGAGCAAAGAUACACAAGACAGCUGGUAUAACUCGUGUGAUUGAAAAAUCAGGGAAAUCCUUCACUUUGAAAGGAGAAAGCGAAGCAGGUUUGAGGAAGGAAAUACAAGCUUAUAUGGAUCAUGCAAAUGAGGGACAUCGUAUAUGCCUUGCACUGGAAGCUGCUGUUUUGGAAGAAGAAAAAAGGAGUGAAAGUGUUCCAUUUUUUCCAAUAAUUGUUGGAAGAAAACCUGGCAGUACGGAAUCGCCACAGGCUGUAGCAUCUCCAUUGUUGGACAAUACAAACUCUCCAAAAGAAGCUAUGGCACUGGAUAGAAAUAUAGCUGCCAGUUCUACUCCAGUUCCAACUCCUAACUGUCCUCCUUCCGUGGUGUCAUAUGAAAAGUCUACAUUUGUGACUAACAGUGCUGAAACUACAUGCUCCUCUGUUCAUCAAACAGAAUGCAGUCCUAAUUCAGCCCAACUUUUAAAAUCUGUCUUUGUGAAAAAUGUUGGUUGGGCUUCUCAGCUGACCAGUGGAGCAGUAUGGGUUCAGUUUAAUGAUGGAUCCCAACUGGUAGCCCAAGCAGGUGUUUCUUCUAUCACUUACACAUCUCCAGAUGGCCAGACAACUAGGUAUGGAGAAAGCGAUAAGUUGCCAGAAUACAUCAAGGAGAAACUGCACUGUCUGUCUUCUAUUCUUGUGAUGUUUACCAAUCCAGCUGGUCCCCAGUGA